Molecule: messenger RNA, 624 nt
Organism: Salvia hispanica
Lineage: Eukaryota; Viridiplantae; Streptophyta; Magnoliopsida; Lamiales; Lamiaceae
Source: RefSeq, a predicted model, not a curated record
CCCCCAAUCUCCUUCAAUCUCCCACAAAAUCCGAUUAAAUCCAUCAAAUUCGAUCGAAAUUCCCAAAUCAAACCCUCCAAAGAUGAGCUACUUCAACAGAGUGUGGAUGGCCGCCAGCGUCGCCGUCGUCAACGGCCACUCCGAGCAGGGGCAGAAGCUGAAAUCCGGCCUCAAUUCCCUCAACCACGGCAAGAAGCGCCUGCUCUCCUCCUCCGGCGCCGAUCUCCGCCCCUUCUCCAGCACCGACAUGGAAGGACUCGCCGCCGCCGCCGGAUCCGGCGAUCGGAGGGCUCAGGCCGACGAUUCUCUCCGGCAAGUCAUGUACCUGAACUGCUGGGGGCAGAGCUGACCGCCGGAUUCCCCACUGCCCGCAGGGGCAGGAUUGUAAUUUCAGCGAUCUGCCGAGUUUUGGAUGAAUCCGCUGAGAUUAGUUGGAUCGGCGGGUCGGGUCGGGUGGGUCGGGUCUCCGGAUCGGGAAUAUGGGGUGGUAAAUUGGAGAUAUUGGGAGAUGAAGGACUUGAUUGUAAAUAGUGUAGAUUUGUGUAUAUGAUGACUUGUAAAGUUGUAGCCUCAACAAUAGAUGGGACAAUGAAGUUAAUUAAACCUAACUUUUGUUUUUUUUCA